Molecule: messenger RNA, 624 nt
Organism: Manis pentadactyla (Chinese pangolin)
Lineage: Eukaryota; Metazoa; Chordata; Mammalia; Pholidota; Manidae
Gene: MED11
Product: mediator complex subunit 11
Exons: 3
Coding region: 49-402 (117 amino acids)
Biological process (GO): regulation of transcription by RNA polymerase II
Cellular component (GO): mediator complex
Molecular function (GO): transcription coregulator activity
Source: RefSeq, a predicted model, not a curated record
CGCAUUUCGCGAAAGGAGAAAAUCCCGUGGAGGAAUCCCAGAGUGACAAUGGCUACCUACAGCCUGGCGAACGAGCGGCUACGCGUACUGGAAGACAUUGAACGGGAAAUAGGCGCCAUUCUCCAGAAUGCAGGUACGGUGAUUCUGGAGCUGUCGAAGGAAAAAACCAAUGAGCGGCUCCUAGACCGCCAGGCGGCGGCAUUCACGGCGUCGGUGCAACACGUGGAGGCGGAGCUGUCAGGUCAGAUCCGCUACCUCACCCAGGUGGCCACAGGGCAGCCCCAUGAGGGAUCCAGCUACUCUUCAAGGAAGGAUUGUCAGAUGGCCCUGAAGCGAGUGGACUAUGCCCGCCUCAAGCUCAGUGAUGUGGCCCGAACCUGUGAGCAGAUGCUGGAAAACUAGAUCAGGCAGGUGGAGCAAGAGCUUGGAAGGAGAACAUCACCUGCAUCCUGGGUGGAACCUGGAGACCUGCAGGAUGGGGAGCGUGGGCUGCCGCAUGUGUGCCCUGCAGGUCAGAGUGUAUGAGGGCAAAGAAGCAAACAGUGGGAAUGGAGAAACUUCAAGACCCAACCAGCCCACAACUAAGCCCUGGCUCCUCCAGCAGGGUGCUCCUGCUCUGCACUU